Molecule: messenger RNA, 7373 nt
Organism: Trichoplusia ni (cabbage looper)
Lineage: Eukaryota; Metazoa; Arthropoda; Insecta; Lepidoptera; Noctuidae
Exons: 5
Coding region: 79-7326 (2415 amino acids)
Cellular component (GO): extracellular region
Molecular function (GO): chitin binding
Source: RefSeq, a predicted model, not a curated record
UAAAUAAUGUGAAAUUAAUUGUUUUGCAUCAGUCUAAGUGCCAGCAUUCGUGAAAAAAGAGUAUUUUUGGACCUAUAAAUGCAAGGUCGCGUACUUUUACUGCUAUGUGCACUAGCACUGGCACACGGGGUCGAUCUGGACCUGAAGAGGCAACAAUGUAACUGCAACCCUUCCGAAGCGCAACAAAUUUGUGAAGCUAACUACGGAGCGGAUAAUAUAUUAAUAGCACACGAAAAUUGUGACAAGUUCUACCAAUGUGCAAAUGGAAGACCAGUAGCAGUCUCUUGUCAAGGCAACUUACUGUACGAUCCUGUCCUUGAAGUUUGUAACUGGCCUGAUAAAGUCGAUUGCGGUGACAGACCCAUUUCAGAUGGCUCUGAUUCCGAUUGUGAUGGAAACUCUCCGGGGGAUAACGAUAAUGAUCAAGACAAUGACAACGAUGGCACGUGCAACUGUGAUCCCAGUGAAGCACCAUCGGUUUGUGCUGCUGAAGAUUCAGAAGGAGUCUUUGUAGCCCAUGAAAACUGUAACCAGUUCUAUGUAUGCUCUGGAGGCAAACCUCAAGCUUUAGUAUGUCCAGCAGGUCUCUUGUACAAUCCUUAUGAAAGAGAUUGUGAUUGGCCAGAAAACGUUGAAUGCGGCGAUAGAGUUAUUCCUGAACCCGAUGACAACCCCGUCACUGAUAACAACAACGAUGGAAACGAAAAUGAUAACGAUGGUACAUGUAACUGCAACCCUGGAGAAGCACCAGGCAUUUGUGCCGCUCCUGGAUCUGAAGGUGUGCUCAUAGCUCAUGAAAAUUGCAACCAGUACUACAUUUGUAAUUUUGGUAAACCCAUCGGAUUCUUCUGCCCCGGCCAGUUGCUUUACAACCCAUACAGCCAACAAUGUGACUAUCCCGUGAACGUUGACUGCGGGGAUCGAGUAGUUCCUGAACCUGAGAAUAACUGCCCAUCAUGUAAUGGUGACGACGACAGUGAUGACAUCGAUGAUCUACCUCUACCUGGUGAUGAUAUUGAUAACGUGCCCCCACAAGGCGAUGAUGGUGGUAGUGAUAUCGACGAUUUACCACCCCAGGGUGACGCUGGCAACGGCAAUGAGGGUAAUGACAAUGGCGAUAAUGAUGUGGUUGGUGGUGGUAACUGUGAUCCCAGUGAAGCCCCUGCUAUCUGUGCAGCUGAAGAUUCCGAUGAUGUGCUAGUAGCACAUGAAAACUGUAACAAGUACUACAUCUGUGACGGUGGCAAGCCUAUUGCUCGACCGUGCCCCGGUAAUUUGUUGUUUAAUCCGAACACUGACCGGUGUGACUGGCCCGAAAACGUGGACUGUGGAGACAGAUUAAUUCCUGAUCCUGAUGACAAUGAAAGCAAUGACAACAGUGGCAGCGAUAAUGGUGGUAGCGACAGUGGUGACAGCGACAGCAGUGGCAGUGACAAUGGUGGUAGUGACAACGGUGGUAGCGACAACGGUGGUAGCGACAACGACGGUAAUGAUGUCGUUGGUGGUGGUAAUUGUGAUCCCAGCGAAGCCCCUGCUAUCUGCGCAGCUGAAGAUUCCGAUGAUGUGCUAGUAGCACAUGAAAAUUGUAAUAAAUACUACAUCUGUGACGGUGGCAAGCCUAUUGCUCGACCAUGUCCAGGCAAUCUGUUGUUUAAUCCGAAUACAGACCGUUGUGACUGGCCCGAAAACGUGGACUGUGGAGACAGAUUAAUUCCCGAACCUGAUGAUGACAACAGCAAUGAUAACGGUAGCAGCGACAAUGACGGUAGUGACAACGGUGGCAGCGAUAAUGGUGGUGAUGACAACGGUGGUAAUGAUAACGACGGUAAUGAUGUGGUUGGUGGUGGUAACUGUGAUCCCAGUGAAGCCCCUGCUAUCUGUGCAGCUGAAGAUUCCGAUGAUGUCCUAAUAGCACAUGAAAACUGUAACAAAUACUACAUCUGUGACGGUGGGAAGCCUAUUGCCCGACCAUGCCCAGGAAAUUUAUUGUUUAAUCCAAACACCGAUCGUUGUGACUGGCCAGAAAACGUGGAUUGUGGAGACAGAAUAAUUCCCGACUCUGAUGAUUCUAGUGAUUCCAACGGUUCCAGUGAUUCUGACGGCUCCAGUGAUUCCGAUGACUCCAGUGAUUCCAAUGAUUCAAAUGACAUUGACAAUUUACCACCUGUAGGAGAUGAUCCUGAUAGCGACAUUGAUAAUUUACCUCCGGUCGGUGAUGACCCUGGCAAUGACAGUGAUGAUUCUGACUGUGACAACGACAACAAUGAUAACAAUGAACCCUGCAACUGCAGACCUGAAGAUGCUCCUUCUAUCUGCUCGGUGGAUGGCUCAGACGGUGAAUACAUAGCCCAUGAAAAUUGCAACAAAUAUUACCAAUGUUCCAAUGGAAGACCAGUCGCUUUAAAAUGCCCACCAGGUCUGUUUUACAAUCCUUACAGUGUAACUUGUGAUUGGCCACACAAUGUUGAUUGCGGCGAUAGAGUUAUUCCAGACCCCGAUGAAGAUAGCAGCGUGAGUGAAAGUGACGAGGUUGAAGAUGGUGGUAACGAUAGCGAAGGCACUUGCAAUUGCAACCCUGAAGAAGCUCCGGCUAUUUGUGCAGCUGAUGGCUCAUCGGGUGUGUUGAUCGCUCACGAAAAUUGCAACCAGUUCUACAAGUGCGAUAACGGUGUUCCCGUAGCCUUCAGAUGCUCUGCCAAUCUUCUUUACAACCCUUACAAAGAAGAGUGCGACUGGGCUGACAACGUUGACUGCGGCAACAGACCAAUUUCAGACCCUGAUGAUGACAACAACGGUAGCGACAACAACCCUGUUCCUGAUGAUAACCAAGACAUCAAUGAUGAUCCCAGUCAAGCACCUUCGAUCUGUGCAGACAGUGGUUCUGAGGGAGUCCUAAUAGCUCAUGAAAAUUGUAACCAGUACUACAUUUGCUCUGCAGGAGAGCCAUUAGCAAUGUCUUGUUCCAACGGACUUUUGUUCAACCCCGUGACCUGGGGAUGUGACUGGCCGCAAAAUGUGGUCUGUGGAGACAGAGUUAUCCCUGAAGAUGAUUGUGCAUGCGAUCCGAGAAAUGCACCAAAGUUGUGCGCUGGACAAGCCUCCAACGGUAUGCUGGUAGCUCACGAGGAUUGUAGCAAGUUCUACAUGUGCAACGCGGGUGUACCCAUCGCCUUAUCGUGUCCCAAUAACUUACUCUUCAACGUAGACAAGCUGUUUUGUGAUUGGCCGCAGAACGUAAGCUGUAACAGCAGAAUGUCAUUUGCUGCUCUCAACAAACAUUUGGAGUCGCGCCAAUCUCUUAGACAACAAUAUUGGAAGAACUUCGCUUGUGCGUGCCAGAUGAGUAUGUGGGACCGCGGCGGCGCGGCGGCCGCGGCUGCUGGUGGUGCCAGAAGCACGCACGAACCUCCUAAAGCAAGCGCCGGAGACACGCGCGUUGAAGUGCAAUAUUUGAAAAAAAGAAAGUCUUGUUGGAUCUUUUCGAUGAAAGACCAAAUCAUUUUAGUGCUUUGUGCACUAGCACUGGCACGCGGGGUCGAUCUAGACCUGAAGAGACAACAAUGUAACUGCAACCCUUCCGAAGCGCAACAAAUUUGCGAAGCUAACUACGGUUCGGAUAAUAUAUUAAUAGCACACGAAAAUUGCGACAAGUUUUACAAAUGUGCGCAUGGAAAACCAGAAGCAAUCACUUGCCCAGCUAACCUGUUGUACGACCCCGUCUUGGAAGUAUGUAACUGGGCUCAUGACGUCGACUGUGGUGACAGACCCAUUUCAGACGGCACUGAUCAAGAUUGUGAUGGCACCACUCCUGGAGACUUCGAAGAUAGUCCGGCCACCUGCAACUGUGACCCCAGUGAAGCACCGUCCAUUUGUGCUGCCGACGGUUCAAAUGGAGCCCUCGUAGCGCAUGAAAACUGCAAUCAGUUCUAUAUCUGUUCUGGUGGUGCACCUUUGCCAUUAGUCUGUCCACCGGGUCUUUUGUACAAUCCUUACACGACUCAGUGCGAUUGGCCUCAAAACGUUGAAUGCGGGGAUAGAGUUAUUCCUGAACUCGAUGACAGCCCCGUCACUGAUAACAACAACGAUGGAAACGAUGAUAAUAACGAUGGUACAUGUAACUGCAACCCUGGAGAAGCACCAAGCAUUUGUGCCGCUCCUGGGUCUGAAGGUGUGCUCAUAGCUCAUGAAAAUUGCAACCAGUACUACAUUUGUAACUUUGGCAGACCAAUUGGAUUCCUCUGUCCCGGUCAGCUCCUUUAUAACCCAUACCUCAGAGUGUGUGACUAUCCACUGAAUGUCGACUGUGGAGAUAGGGUAGUUCCUGAACCUGAAAAUAAUUGUCCAUCGUGCAAUGGCGGAGAUGGUGUUGAUAUUGACGACGUACCACUCCAGGGUGAAGGUAACAACAACGUUGGUGGUGGUAAUUGUAAUCCCAGCGAAGCUCCUGCUAUCUGCGCUGCCAAUGAUUCAAAUGAUGUAUUAGUAGCUCAUGAAAACUGCAAUCAAUACUACAUUUGUCUUGGAGGAAAACCCAUUGCCCGUCCGUGCCCAGGCAACCUGUUGUUUAAUCCAAUCAGUGACCAAUGUGACUGGCCCGAAAAGGUUAAUUGUGGGGAUAGAGUAAUUCCUGAUCCUGACAAUGAUAACAACGGCAAUGAUAACGGCGGAAGCGAUAAUGGUGGAAGUGACAAUGGCGGCAGCGAUAAUGGUGGUAAUGAUGCUAUUGGUGGAGGUAACUGUGACCCCAGUGAAGCUCCCGCCAUUUGUGCCGCUGAUGGUUCCAACGAUGUGUUAGUAGCACAUGAAAACUGCAACAAAUACUACAUUUGUCUUGGAGGAAAACCGAUUGCCCGUCCAUGCCCAGGUAACCUGUUGUUUAACCCCAACAGCGACCAAUGCGACUGGCCUCAAAACGUGGACUGCGGGGAUAGAGUAAUUCCUGACCCUGAUGAUGAUAACAGCGGCAACGACAACGGUGGCAGCGACAACGGCGGAAGUGACAAUGGCGGCGGCGAUAACGGUGGUAAUGAUGCCAUUGGUGGAGGUAACUGCGACCCCAGUGAAGCUCCCGCCAUUUGCGCAGCUGAUGGCUCAAAUGAUGUGUUAGUAGCACAUGAAAACUGCAACAAAUACUACAUUUGUCUUGGAGGAAAACCCAUUGCCCGUCCAUGCCCAGGCAACCUAUUGUUUAAUCCAAUCAGUGACCAAUGUGACUGGCCCGAAAAGGUUGACUGUGGAGAUAGAGUAAUUCCUGACCCUGACGACGAUAACAACGGAAAUGAUAACGGCGGAAGCGAUAAUGGUGGAAGUGACAAUGGCAGCGGCGAUAACGGUGGUAGUGAUUCCAUUGGUGGAGGUAACUGUGACCCCAGUGAAGCUCCCACCAUUUGCGCAGCUGAUGGCUCAAACGAUGUGUUGGUAGCACAUGAAAACUGCAACAAAUACUACAUUUGUCUUGGAGGAAAACCUAUUGCUCGUCCAUGCCCAGGUAAUCUGUUGUUUAACCCCAACAGCGACCAAUGCGACUGGCCUCAAAACGUGGACUGUGGGGAUAGAGUAAUUCCUGACCCUGAUGAUGAUAACAGCGGCAAUGACAAUGGCGGUAGCGAUAAUGGUGGAAGUGACAUUGGCGAUGGUGAUAACGGUGGUAGUGAUGCCAUUGGUGGAGGUAACUGUGACCCAAAUGAAGCUCCCACCAUUUGCGCAGCUGAUGGCUCAAAUGAUGUGUUAGUAGCACAUGAAAACUGCAACAAAUAUUACAUUUGUCUUGGAGGAAACCCCAUUGCCCGUCCAUGCCCAGGUAAUCUGUUGUUUAACCCCAACAGCGACCAAUGCGAUUGGCCUCAAAACGUGGACUGUGGGGAUAGAGUAAUUCCUGACCCUGAUGAAGAUAACAGCGGCAACGACAACGGCGGAAGUGAUAAUGGUGGAAGUGACAACGGUGGAAGUGAUAACGGCGGCAAUGGAGGUGUUUGUAACUGUAACCCUGGAGAAGCACCAAAAAUCUGUUUGGCCGAAAAUUCCAACGGAACACUCAUAGCUCAUGAAAACUGCGACCAGUUUUACCUGUGUGACCACGGCAAGCCUGUAGCCAUGUCUUGUCCUGACAAUCUGUUAUACAAUCCUUAUAAAGAAGAAUGUGAUUGGCCGGUAAAUGUGAAAUGUGGGGAUAGGAACGUUCCAAACUCAGAGGACUCCGAAGAAAACAAAGAAGACAUUGAUAAUACUUUUGUAGUAGGUGAUGAUCAAGAAGACCAAGUUGGCGCGGAUUGCGAGAACGAUAAACUAGUUAAUGAAGAAUCCUGUAACUGCCGACCUGAAGAUGCUCCUUCCAUCUGCUCUGUGGGUGGGUCAGACGGUGUAUACAUAGCUCAUGAAUACUGCAAUCGAUUCUAUCAGUGUUCUAAUGGAAAACCUGUCGCUAUAAGAUGCCCACGAGGUCUGUUGUACAACCCUGUGAACAUUGCUUGUGAUUGGCCACACAAUGUUGAAUGCGGUGAUAGAAUUAUUCCAGACUCCGAUGAAGAUGACGAUGUAAAUGAAAGUGAAGAAGUUGAAGACAAUGAGAACGAUGGCACUUGCAAUUGUAACCCUGAAGAAGCUCCAGCUAUUUGUGCAGCUGAGGGUUCAUCGGGUGUGUUGGUCGCUCAUGAAAAUUGCAACCAAUUCUACAAGUGUGCUAACGGUGUUCCCAUAGCAUUCACAUGUUCAGCAAGUCUCCUUUAUAACCCCUACAGAGAAGACUGUGAUUGGCCCAGCAAUGUUGAAUGUGGUAACAGACCAAUAUCAGUUCCUGAUGAUAACAAUGUCGGUACUUCGACAACCACUGUGCCUGACGACAACCAAGUCAUCAAUGAUGAUCCCAGCCAAGCGCCCUCAAUCUGUGCAGAAAAUGGUUCUAGUGGAGUGCUAGUAGCUCAUGAAAAUUGUAACCAGUAUUACAUCUGCUCUGCAGGACGGCCAGUACCAAUGCCUUGUUCAUCUGGACUUUUGUUCAAUCCUGUCAAUCGAGCCUGUGAUUGGCCACAAAAUGUGGUCUGUGGAGACAGGCUUAUCCCUGAGGAUGACUGUGCUUGCAAUCCAAGAAAUGCACCAAAGUUGUGCUCCCAACCAAACUCUGACGGUAGACUGGUAGCCCAUGAAAAUUGUAACCAGUUCUAUUUCUGCGCUGGUGGUGUACCCCUUGUCCUAUCGUGUCCCAAUAGCUUACUCUUCAACGCAGACCAGCUGAUUUGUGAUUGGCCGCAGAACGUAAACUGUAACAGCAGAAUGUUCUUUGCUGCUCUCAACAAACAUUUGGAAUCACGCCAGCUACUAAGAAAGUAAUGUUUGUGCAAGUGUAAAAAUAUUAAAUUAUUCUUAAAUUUAGAAAA